Sparassis crispa is the source of this 1488-nucleotide messenger RNA. RefSeq lists its product with no specific name. The coding region runs from base 1 to 1488 and encodes 495 amino acids. The record is from RefSeq and is a predicted model, not a curated record. The transcript has 3 exons. NCBI's taxonomy places the organism in Eukaryota, Fungi, Basidiomycota, Agaricomycetes, Polyporales, Sparassidaceae.
AUGUCUUCGCCGUCACCGUCCACACCUCCAGACUCCCCUCCCGCGUUCAAUACUGCUUUCCAGGGAGAGUUACCUGUGACGCCUCUCAGGAGGUACAAAGAUAUCCCUGCGGCACAUUUGCUCUUCACGGACGACGACGACGAUGACGAUGACGACAACGACACACCUCGGGCCAAAAUGCUCGGCUUGCGUGCCUCAUUGCUUGUUGUUGAUGAUCCACAGACUCCCUCCCCUGUGGGUCGUUCUUCCACCCGUUACCGGAAGAAAGCCGAUGAUGCGACGGCGCAACCGACUUUGGAUCCCUCCCCUAAUGCUGAUAUUGACUGUGGAGAUGUUCCAUGUGACGACAAUUCGACCCACAGCGCGAAUGAUUGGGUAUCACCAUUGCCUUUAGUAGCUCCCAGCUCCGAAUCUGUCAGGAUCCACUCGCUGCAUGAUCUACUCCGAGUGACACUACCAGAGAACCCCCCACCGUAUCGCAACUCUGCGCUGAAAGGCAUGAAGACUAUAACAAAGAAUGAGUUGGCGAUUAGCCACGUAGCUCAGCUCAAGAAAGUAGUUUAUGUGGAGGACCUGGUCACACAACUUCGCGACCAAGCUGAGAAGCAGCUCAGGAAUCUCAAGCUUGACGGGAAUGUACUGGAUCCAGAUGUAUUCUGCAUUUGCCAGAUCCACCCUUACCUCACUGGAAAGAAUUUACCCCGGAAGAUCCACAGUGAAAAAGAUACAGAGGAUUGGUGUAAUGCCGUUCUAUUCAGACCGGCCCUUGCCGCCUUGCGUUGCGUCAUAGCGAAGAAGAUCAUUCACAACUUUGAAGGCGAAUUUCCUUACAUCUCAUCGGCCCCAGGUCGUGAAGUUAUUCCAGAUGGAAUCCUUGUCGAGGAACGUACCGUUCCCAUUCAAGAGUCUGGUUCAAGCUUCUGGAACAUACAGGACGGAAAGGUAAUUCUUACAAUCGAGGUCAAAACCCAGCCGGCUUGGGAGAAGAUGGACUUCCACGAGCUUCAGACUCGUCCAGUGUAUCUUGAGAGAGGGACAGCGAUGCGUUUUGUCUGGCCAACUGAGGAUGACAAGAAUCCAGAUGAGCAAACAAGGUUGCUUGUACAGGCGUGGACUCACAUGGUGAAGUCAGUGCACGGCAUCGAGAUUCUUUCCACUUUACACUUGACUACAUUCUUGGUGCGAGGCCGAAAUGAAGAUAACAGCGACACACUGUACAUUUCGCCGAGCUAUGAUCGUGAAUCAUGCCCGAUCUAUGCAGUUUACUGCUGGUUUGCCUUGGCAAGGGGUAUCAUAAGUUUUGAGAGCUUGAACCUCCCUGCUCCCAUCACGGCUCAAUGGCCCAAAUCAGCCCACGAUGAAUAUCAUGAGACUUGCGGGAUAUUGGCUGCAACACGAUACGACCGCUGUGGACCUCCUGUGACUCCCACUAUUGCCCGUGGUGUGGCCACACGGUCUCAGGGACCUGCAGUUUUCGGAGCACUAUAG